AUGCCACUGAGGACUUUACAGAUCAAGCCUUCCUCAAAAAGGUGGUCAAGUAGAUCAAGGCAGAAGAUUCUUACAGUCAAUAUGAUCAGUUAUCCACUGGCAGAUUUCCGACACCUCACUCACAUCGGAACGGACAUGAACAGGAGCUUUGGGGACCUGUCCUUCCUUCAGCCGGCCCCCAGUCUGAUGCUACAGAGCUCUAUGAGUGAGCAAAACCUCUUCCAGGCCUGCUCACCCCCUCCAAAACCCCCUCGGAUCAACAUGGAUAAACUAGAGGAAGGCAGCAGUGGUAACAAGUGGGCCUCGCAACAAGAGACUUCAGCUCAGAGACGCCAAAAAUGUAGCUCGCUGCCACUUUUGGACACAGAGGAGGUGGAGGAAGGAAAUGAUGAACUGCAGCUAGAAGAGGCUUCGGUGAGCCAAAGCCCAAGCCGGGGGAGCUUGAGUUCUGGUAGGAAUUUAACCCUGACUAGCCCCGAGGAAUUGCAGUCAGAGGAGACUGACCCAAAUUUCGCCUUCGACCUGGACCUGGGGCCCUCAAUACUGGAUGAUGUACUGCAGGUGAUGAACAAACUCCACCAGUAA
This is a messenger RNA of Trichomycterus rosablanca, 585 nucleotides long. RefSeq names its product cdc42 effector protein 2. Gene Ontology annotation, cellular component: membrane; cytoplasm. The coding region runs from base 1 to 585 and encodes 194 amino acids. The record is from RefSeq and is a predicted model, not a curated record. The transcript has a single exon. Gene Ontology annotation, molecular function: small GTPase binding. Gene Ontology annotation, biological process: regulation of cell shape; positive regulation of pseudopodium assembly; positive regulation of actin filament polymerization. Lineage: Eukaryota; Metazoa; Chordata; Actinopteri; Siluriformes; Trichomycteridae.